UAAAGACUCAAAAAAAAAAAAAAGAGAGUCUGCGUGGAUCUCCAGCCGUAUUCAGACACUUCACCCACAAAAAUCUCCGCUCGACGACGAUGAUCCCUUUCUGCUGAAACUAUUUUGGUUCUUGGGUCGCUCUCGAAUUUUUCUUAGUCUUCGUCUCUUUUGGAUUCUCGUACUAGUCUUUGUUUUUGAUUCCGAAGAGGGUUCAGUAUCGUUUCUGCAUUUUCAUUUGGUUAAAAGCAGAGAGAGAGAGAGAGAGAGAGAGAGAGAGAGAGAGAGUGAUGGAAGAUGCAGCAGAGACAACGUAUUGGUGUCACAUGUGUGCUCGAUCGGUGAAUCCAGUGAUCGAAGGCGAGAUCAUCACAUGCAACUUCUGUCAAAGUGGAUUUGUUGAACAAGUGGAUGAUAACAAUGCUCAAGAUCCCGCUACCACUGAUCAACUCCCUGCCGAUUCUCUCUGGGCUCCUAUCUUGAUGGGGAUGAUGACCAACAAUAAUGACCACAUUUCAACUGAUCAGGGAGACUCAGAAACUAUUGCUCAGGACGAAUAUGAAGACAUAGACGAAGAAGACGACGAUGACGAUGAUGAUGAUGAUGAUGAUGAUGCUUUUGAUGUUGCUGGGGGCAAUGAUGGAGAAGUUGAUAUAAAUGUGCAUCUUGAAGCGAUUAGAAGGAUAAGGACUAGGCACUCUGCUGCCAUCGCUAAUAUCCUUCAGGGGAUUCGAGCUGGGUUGUUGACUGAAUCCCAGAACCAUGAGGAUAACAGCGAGCUCGUUAUCUUGAUCAACUCCUUCAACCAAAGGAUCAGUGUUCAACAAGAUUCCAUCGACACCACUUCUCUCCCUUCUGGAUCUUUGGGUGACUAUUUCAUUGGACCUGGAUUCGAGACCUUGAUUCAGCGUUUGGCUGAGAAUGAUCUGAACAACCGCUAUGGGACACCUCCGGCUACAAAAGAGGCAGUUGAGGCGCUGGGGAUUGUGAAAAUCGAAGAUCGUUUGCUGCAAUGUACUGUGUGUUUGGAUGAUUUUGAGAUUGGUAUGGAGGCGAAAGAGAUGCCUUGUAAGCAUAAGUUUCAUAGCGACUGCUUGCUGCCAUGGCUUGAACUUCAUAGCUCAUGCCCUGUGUGCAGAUAUCUGCUUCCUACAGCUGAUGACGUCGGUAAGCCAAAGACCGUUGCAGAAACUUUGAGAAACGAUGGUAACAAUGGCGGUAUCAGUAUCGGUUCUGUGGUAAGCGAUGGAUCAUCAUCACCAGACUCAAGUUCGAACAAUCCAUCAGCUAACUAAACUAAGGCUCACAAUUUGGGUCAUCAGGUUACUUGAACAGUCGUUAGUGUUUCAUGUUAUUUUGCUCUGCACAUAGUUUCUCAGAGUUGGUGAAUAAUGGAUUCUUUUGAAUUUAAUUACAAGUCCUUUUUUAAUUGACUUCAACA
Capsella rubella is the source of this 1429-nucleotide messenger RNA. RefSeq names its product E3 ubiquitin-protein ligase SIRP1. Gene Ontology annotation, biological process: protein ubiquitination. The record is from RefSeq and is a predicted model, not a curated record. Gene Ontology annotation, cellular component: cytoplasm. Gene Ontology annotation, molecular function: ubiquitin protein ligase activity. The transcript is spliced from 2 exons. Lineage: Eukaryota; Viridiplantae; Streptophyta; Magnoliopsida; Brassicales; Brassicaceae. The coding region runs from base 279 to 1283 and encodes 334 amino acids.